Molecule: messenger RNA, 1626 nt
Organism: Parnassius apollo (apollo)
Lineage: Eukaryota; Metazoa; Arthropoda; Insecta; Lepidoptera; Papilionidae
Source: the annotation of a GenBank genome assembly
AUGAACGCAAACGCACAGCGGGCGUACUUUAGGGCAAAAGGGGAAGAAACUGGAUGUUUGGCGUAUCGGGCUAGGACGCAUCGUCUUUUUGCUGAGCUGGAGCCAUCUUUAACCGUCACAGAGCAAAACCUGGCAGAACACGUUCGGUAUAUCUUGCGCUCAAAUAUAUUUGAUGUCGCCGAACUCGAACGGCUACGAUGUGAGGCUGUUCCCUCAGUUGUGGUUGAUUCGAACGAUGAUGGAACAGUCGCCCAGGAACUGGAAUUAGAGCAUAUGAGUACAUUGGAAGUGGCGAUUGUGGAAACGCGCAGUACGCUUCUCGAAAAUCGACCGCGACUUCCCCGCAUAGCCCUAAGAAAGCGGAAUCGGGCUGUCGUGAGGGCUCUGAACCCAAUGCUGGUGACCUAUUUGGAAGCCAGCCGGGACCUUUGCGAGACGGACUCAAUUCUUUUUGGCGCCGCGCUGGCAGCCUGCCGUAUCAUAGGCGCCAAGGUUUCCGCGGCUGGACGCGCUACUGGCCAAAAUAGCGCUAUCCCAGCAUGGAGAAGAACAAUUGAGGAACGUAUCGCAAAGGCUAGGGCUCUCAUCGGCAGAAUGAUAUGCUUCAGAUCAGGCAAUAACAGGCCAAGAAUUGUGCGCACCGUCAGGAUGGCGUUUGCUGGGACAAAUGUCAGUUUGUCCCAGCCGGAUAUAACGCAAAAACUGACGGAGUGCAUAGAUGAUCUGAAGCAGAGAAUCGCUGCUUGGGGAAGGCGGAUUCGGCGAUAUACCGAGAGGUCGACACGGUUCAACCAGAAUCGUCUCUUCCAGAGUGAUCAGAAGAGGCUUUAUGAAUCAUUGGAGCGACCAAUGGUAAGUGGAACGGGCGCAGCACCGAAUCAGGCCGACACUAUAGAAUUCUGGCGUGGCCUGUGGUCGGAGCCCGUAAACCACAGCGAGGGCCCUUGGACGGAAGUUGUGGCGAGUCAGUGUGCGAGUAUGACGCCCAUGGACCCCGUCAUUAUAACACCGAUCGUAGCUGAGGCAGUCCGUAGGGCCCCGAACUGGAAAAGUCCGGGACUCGACGGGCUGCAUCACUACUGGCUGAAGGGGUUCGUGGUAUUCAUGGCAUGCGUAUUUGGUGGCGACACACUUAUGGAAUUGCGUCAAGCUUUGCAGUUAGCAGAAACUGAAAGAAAGGGUGGAAUGUCGCCUCACAUAUCGCCCUUCACACGCAUACGAGAUAUUGGAGGUUUGCUAAAUGCAGCGGGCUUUACACUUCAAACGGUGGACGUGGAAGCAUUAACAAUAUGGUACCCGAGCGCGUGGCACUUGAUGCGGGACGUUCGUACACUAGGCGAGUCGAACGCCGCGUUGAAUCGACCGCUUCACCUCGACCGCGACGUGCAGUUCGCAGCCGCGGCCAUAUACGACGAAAUGUACGGCAAGGACUUUCCGGAGAAGAAUUCACGAGGUGUCCCAGCAACGUUUCAAAUAAUAAACUUCCUCGGUUGGAAACCCGAUCCGUCACAGCCGAAACCUCUAGAGAAAGGCACUGGGGAAGUAUCUCUUAAGGACUUGCACAAAAUAGACGAAAUAAUAAAAGAUACAAAUAAAGUUAAACUAAGCGAAGAAGAUAUGAAAUAA